AUGGAGUCUCCGUUGUUCCGGCUGCAAAGCCUACAGGGAGACCUGAUCGCUUUCUCAGAAUCGCGGCUUUCCAAUGUCGACAGGCUGUCGGCAGAGCUGGACGCAAGCAUCGAUGACUUACGCAGACUGCUUGACAAGAGCAGGAAGAGUGAGACGAGUCGGAAGGAACUAAUGCCCAACACGAGUCCGAUACCAGAGACUCUGAAGAUUGGCGGGUUGGAGUACAAGGUCAACACUGAAUUCAGACAAUACGCCGUCAAGGUGGCCGAUGAACUGGACCUGGAUGAGCUGGAAGCGGCACAGCUUUGUCUGAAUGUCGCAUCCGACGAUGCAGCGGACGAAGACUUGACGAUGCCGGACAGAGCUGUGCUUGAUUUUCAACAUCAGCGAUCCGCAGUGCUGGAAUGCAUGCGUUUGUUCUUGCAGCAGUAUAAUGAGAUCGAUGAUGUGGAUGAUCCUUACGUGCAAGAACUGUAUCAGGAUGCCAUAGGUGCAAUACUUACCAGUACGAGUGGGCCCCCUGAUGUAGGCACGGAGCUCUUCAGAAAGUGCAUCAAAGGCCUUGAAGAAGUCGAGACUUUCCUGAAAAGGGUCGCCGACGCCAAGCAAACGCGGUUGAUGACUGGGAGUACAUCGGCGGGUGAUCUCGCCGGUAGUGCUGAGUCUCAGCGUCUGUUACUCACCCGGCAACAUGAAAGCCUUGCUGCUGUUCUGGUCCUCCUGCUCAACGGCAGAUUUGGCAUCACAGAAAUUGACUACAGGCAGCUGAUAACGCAUGCGACGUCGGUUGAAACGACUGUCGACAUCGCGAUCCAUUACAUCCCAAUAUUUGUUGCAAGCGCAGCACGCUUCGGCGCUGGCCUUAACACUGACUUGAAGGUUGCAAAGGAGCUGCACCUCUUAUAUGCUUCAGGCCCGACACAGCUGCGGUGGAGGAUGCUAGAUCUUCGAGCCGCGGCGACAACGAUCUGGCUAGCGGGAUUCAGCCACCGUUUUGUAGAUCCGGAAACGGAGACUGAAGUCAAUGUCGCGAAAAGACAGCAAGCAGAACAGGAUCGUUCUGAUCUGUUCUUACAAAGUGUCAAUGACCGAGCUCUACACUUCAUACUAGCAGCCUGCAAGUGGCUCCAACCAGAGCUUUGGCACGACCCGGCCAAGGUUGGCCUGGUACAGUUCCUGCUUGAGAACAAUCAAAGUGUGCCGCCUGAAGCACCAGCACCAGCCAGCGACUUUGUCACACUUACAAUGAACGAGUUGCAGGCUUUCACGGAAGCCUUUGUGUCGAACAUGCCCGACGUAGUGCGAAGACUGAAGGCGGAAGAAGAUGAUCGAAGACGGAUGAAGUUCACAAUGCCUCCUACGGACGCGAGUGGCUACGAACCGGACAUGGAGCGCUUCAUGCUCGUCAUGGCGUAUGCUUAUCAGGACGAUCCAGACAGCGCCGAGGAUUUCUGGUCGGACAAGGAGAGCAAUCUGUACGGCUUUCUGAGAUGGGUUUCGCAACGGCUUCCUACCCCUCGUGUGGCUGCAUUUUGCGAGCUCUUGACCAGCGUCUCGAGUGACGAGAAGUCCGCCAACCACGCACACCGCUUCUUACUGGAAGACUCAACCAUGGUCUCUGGUAGAUUGCGCAAGACAUACAGUGUCAGUUGGGGCCAAAUUUUCGCCGAGCUCGAUACUUAUGCCUCGUCACUACGAGACAAGCCUGCCGCUCCUCAAGCUAGUAACCAGGAUGCUCAGGUCAAUGGUGCAGAUUAUAUCGAAGGUGUCGAGACGGGGAUUAUGCUGGAGGCCUAUCUUCGCCUGGCUUCUCACAUUUGCCGCACUAGCCCAGAAGCACGAAACUGGCUACUUCGCGAACAACCGUUUCACCUUGGCGAUAUCAUGUUUCAGCUAGCUUCAAGUGGCAUCGAAGGGCGCCUGCAAGCUUCUUGUUUCAACAUGCUGGCUGCUAUGCUCACGGACAAGGUGACUGAGGUCAACGAUGGCAUGUGGGUAAUGCUUGAUAACUGGAUAUCGGCAGGCGGCCCAGCGGGCUCAAAAAUGACACGGCCUACCACACAAGCGCAAGGUGUCGUAUCUGAGAAGCAAUAUCUUCAGCGGUUCGGCGAUCGGCCUGAAACUGCGACCGCUGUGGUCACAUUAUUGAACGCGCUCGUACGGCCAUCGUCUUCUCCCUGGAACGCCACGUUGGAUGCUCUACCAUUUCCGGAGAAUCUGGGCGCUCCACAUCGACACGCUGGAAUUGAUGCCUAUGUCGACUUUGCCAUAGGCAUAGUGUUUAGACGCUCUCUCGACUACCUAAGUGCCGGCUCUGAACCUGAUGAGAUCAGCGUCUUGCGAUAUGCGUGCCUUGACUUCAUGGUCCAAGCACUCUCGACUUUUAACGAGGAUCUGCUGGUACUGGCGAAUGCGACAAACAUCGCCGUCGACGCCACUAUCCGUGUCUCAUCUCUGUCUACAUACGCCAAACUACAUCCGUUCGCUAGAGUCAUGGAGUGGCUGUUCAACAACAACGUGAUUACGGCCUUGUUCGCGACCAUGCAGCAGGAUCUUACUCUACUGGACAGCUUCGGCCCGGGUACGCCAUUCUAUCAGGCGACAUUGAGAAGCGUCCAGGUCAUGAAUCUAGCAAUGAAAAUGCAAGCAACUUACUUCGACAUUGUGCGGCCCAUCAUCAAGACUCAAUCCGGAACACGUGCGACAUCUGUGGCUAACGCUGCAUUCGCUUCCUUCGACGAUGUAAUGCAGAGCCAUAUUUCUGCUGUUGUCGACAUUGCGGGCUACGCUGCGAGCGAUCAUGCUGAGCUUAGUCUGGAAUCGUUGGAUCUGCUGCAGAAGCUCGCAGCAUCACGCAAGAUCUCGGGUGCUGCUGACGUUGGAAUUUCGAGUGGUCGGGCUGGGAACAGGCUGAUCAGUGCAUUUGGCAAUGCUGGAGAUGACGUAGCCAGUGAGAUCGCUCCAAUAUUUCAGAUCAGCGACAUCGACAUUGAGACGGGAGAACAAACACUCAAAGUCAUCAAGGCCCAAGCUGUUGCAGACAUGCUUGUUGCGGGCCUUGAUGCCUCACCAGGCCGACCGACCAUAGCUCACUGUCUGUUGGGCUUAUCUUGUGGAGAACGGACAGUGAAGGUCGAACCUCACGGCUUGUUCAGCCGGGGACAAUCUCUGUUUCACACAAUUGCAACUUGCGGCGUCACUACUCCAACGGUCAUACCACCCAGCAAUAUAUCGUGGCUGCUCGCCCUGAAGCGCAGCUGCCUUGACAUCGUCCACAAGCUUGCCUUGUCGCCUUUGACGUCGAGCCUGGUUCAACCGGAGCUGCUUUCCAUGGACUUCUUGCUUGCUCUCGCGUCAAGCCAAGUACCCGUCACAGCAUUCCCCUUGUUCGAUAGCCGAGCUUGUCACGAUGGCGAUGUCCUCCUCGAGACCUCCGCGAGCGCGAUCCGAGACUUCCUAAAGUGUCGCGAACUCUUCUUCCAACACGGUACACUUCAGCUGAGGUCAGCCAGUGAUCAAAAUGCAUACUCGAUACAAGAGUCUACAAUGAGCAUCCUGUGCGGGACCAUACGAUCGGACACUGGAGAGACAGAAUCGACCGCGAGUGUGUUCGACCUCUCGGACUUCAUGGACUUAGAAACAUCGUCAACGUUGGGACUCGCACAUCGCUUUCUUGUCGGAGUCGACCUAUCCUCAUGUAUCAAGGCCGGUGCGGAGGCUGGCUUGGCAUAUGAUCUGAACAUGGCUGAGCAACUGCUUAAUUUUCGAAAGCGGGAGCUCAUCAGCAGUGGGAGUAUCAAAGAUCCUGCUGAGGAGCAGCAGCUUGGAGAUGAGAUUGCAGCCACACUUGCCUCCCUGCUCAGCGAGAACAACCUCAGCGCCAUCCAGCAAACCCGCUUGUCGUCCCUCGAAUCCUGGACAGAAUUGGUCUCCUUAAUGAUGACAGCAGGUGGCCUCCAGGACCGGAAGCUCUCGGACUUGGCCUUACAAGGCUUCCAGACUGUCUUACCACGUUACGAAAAGGCACUCACCGAGAACCCGGACUUUGCUGCGCUAUUGGCUAAGUUGACCCUAGCGCUUGUGCAACCUGCUACAGCUAUACUAAAUAAUUCGACUGAAACUGCCAGUACUGCUCACGAGAGGCUCAUGGCGGCAUUCAGGAUAUCGCUCAAAACAUUGACAGAAAGCAGCACCGGCUUGGGCCUGAGAGAUGUCUGCUACAGAAGCUGUAUCGCAGUAAUCGGAUGCCUUCCCCUUCAGAAUACAAAUAACAGCAAGGUCUCUGCUUCACCACAUGCCCGGCAGCUACUUGUACUCGUUCAGAAUGCAGGCGACCGUGUGCUGGCUGUGAGCACUGAGGAUGCCUUCUCCGGACGAGGAUCAACGCGUGUUUCGGCUGUGCUCUUCCUGGAUGCGUUAAUGGCAAUGUCACAAGCCGGUGCCGUCAACUCCAACAUGCUUCGCGCGCUAUCGAAGCUCAACUUCGUCCCGGUGCUCAUUGAUACCAGCAUUGGUAGCGUGGCAUCGUCGUUCCAAGCUCAGAACGAAGAGCUUGCUACAAUGCUCGCGUACUUCCACACGGCGCUGGCGCUAUUGUUGCGAAUUUGCAGUACCACAGAUGGUACGCAACUUGUGCUCAACAGUGGUUUCUUCUCCUCAAUCAGCGACAGCCGUCUUUUCAGUACUGACCCAGACAUCGGCCUCGAUAUCGACAAUCCAGUAGCCUUGAGAGAGUUCUACAAGCUGCUUUCCGCGGUGUUAAGAGUGGUCACUGCUACAGUCAUGACUCGUGGCUCUGGCAAUGCCACGACUGUGCAAUUGGCCAAAGGUUUCUUGCAGCAGAACAGAUUCAGCAUACAAGCAGUAUUCAAGCGCACGAGCUCUGUGCACAGAACAUCUGGCCCGCCGGAGAAGGAGGCAUUGCACGUCGCCGAAGAGUUUAGCAAGCUAAUGCUCGUGACCGGCUUUCUAGAUGAUGACGAGUCUAGUCAGCAACGAACCGCCAGGUUGACGGGGUUCACGUGA
Molecule: messenger RNA, 5025 nt
Organism: Recurvomyces mirabilis
Lineage: Eukaryota; Fungi; Ascomycota; Dothideomycetes; Mycosphaerellales; Teratosphaeriaceae
Exons: 2
Coding region: 1-5025 (1674 amino acids)
Biological process (GO): nuclear pore organization
Cellular component (GO): nuclear pore inner ring; nuclear pore
Molecular function (GO): structural constituent of nuclear pore
Source: RefSeq, a predicted model, not a curated record